AUGAUUUAUGUUUUUUUUUUUAUAAUUUUAUUAAAUAAUUAUUUUACCAUUGAAGAAAAUAUGACAAAAAAAAAUUUUAAAAGAUCUGUAGACCAAAUAAAUAAUUUUGUGUUAAAUUUUCCGGAAUUAACUGAUUCAAAAAUAAAUAAUAGAAAAAAAAGAAAAAUAAUAACAACUAAAAAUACUAAAUGGCCAUUAUUAAUAUAUAUUUACCACGACAUGAGUAUAAGAACUGUUACAAUUCAAAAGUUGGUAAAACUUAUUGAACAAGAAACAUGUAUAAAAUUUCGAAUAGAAAAAUCUAGCCGUUUUUAUUCACCAGGUAUUUUUUUUAAAUAUACAGGAAAAUGUUCAAGUGCCAUAGGAAAUAUCCAAAAAGAAGCAUGGCAAAAAAUAGAAAUUGGACCAAGAUGUAAUAAUUUCGAAGGAAUUUUACAUGAAACUUUACAUGCAUUAGGAUUAUAUCAUGAACAAUGUCGUUUUGAUAGAGAUUUUUUUGUAAAAAUAUAUACAAAAAAUAUGUUACUAUUUGAGACUGCAAGUUGUAAAAAACAUACUGCUUAUGAAGCUUUUCAUUAUCAUUUAUCAUAUGAUUAUGGUUCAAUAAUGCAUUCUGCUGUAAAUGCAUAUGCUAUAGGUAAUUUAAAAACAAUAAUACCAACUGAUCCUUUAUAUGAAACAACUAUGGGACAAACUCAAAAACUUUCUUUUAUUGAUAUUAAAGCUUUAAAUUUACACUAUUGUACACAUACUAAUUGUCCAUUUAAAAGAAAUUGUUAUAAUUACGGAUACCAAGAUCCUCAUAAUUGUCAUUUAUGUAAAUGUAUUGAUGGAUUUAUUGGUUCACAAUGUGAACAGUUAAAAAUGAGACAAGUAAGAUGUUCGAAAACUUUAAUAUUUCCAGAUCGUAAGCCUAGAUUAUUUUUUUUAAAUGGAAGAAAAACCUGUGUUAUACAUUUUGUAGUAAACAAAACUAGUAGAAUUAGAUUUGAUAUUAUUAAAGUGUAUAUGCAUCCCAAUACUUAUCCAACAUGUCAAUAUGAAAACACUAUAGAGGUAAAAUAUUGGAUGGAUAAAUCUGUAACAGGAGCAAGAUUUUGUCGUCAAACAGAAAAUAAGAUAAUUUUAUCACAUAACAAUCAUAUAAUUUUUCAUUACAGAAGUUCAUAUACAACUAAUUAUGCUCACAUAUAUUAUAAUGAAGUAUUAUAA
This is a messenger RNA of Strongyloides ratti, 1212 nucleotides long. Its product is annotated as Astacin-like metalloendopeptidase. Gene Ontology annotation, biological process: proteolysis. The transcript is spliced from 2 exons. The coding region runs from base 1 to 1212 and encodes 403 amino acids. NCBI's taxonomy places the organism in Eukaryota, Metazoa, Nematoda, Chromadorea, Rhabditida, Strongyloididae. The record is from RefSeq and is a predicted model, not a curated record. Gene Ontology annotation, molecular function: metalloendopeptidase activity; zinc ion binding.